AUGCUUUACAGUCUGUGCAGCAAUAUAACCUCUUGUAGCGGACACAGCAUCAGUACGGCUCAGGAGUGGAUAAACCCGGUUGAGGAGCAGCGAACGCACCCGUUUACAGCUUUGAUCCACAAAAAAUCCGAGAGCAGGGCAGAGAUCCGCGAGUACAAGCUCCCUGAGUGCGAGAGGAAGAACUCGAGUGUGAGCGCGGGAAAUCUGCGCAAGCAGCGUUGUAACCAAGUGCGAGGACACAAUUUCCUCAUCAUGAUGAAGCUGAUCCUGUCUCUCACUCUCAUCUGGACUCUCUCCAGCACAGUAACUGUGCAUGGGCAUCUCCAUCAGACCACCGGCAGGUCCUGUGUGACCCCCCCUCCUAACAUUCAAGGAAAGCAUACAUUUUCAUACGAUCUUGGUUUUGAAACUAUGGUGGCAUCUCUUCAUAUGUGUAACACAGAUGGCUGCAACAAUCAUACCAUACCUUAUCCUGAUGUUCAGAAGAAAAACAACCUGCAGUGUUUUAUCUGUGAUGAUCGAUCUUCUGCUGAGUGUAAGAAGAAGACACUACAGUGUGAAGGAAACGAGGAUCGCUGCUUUAGUGGGACUGUGGAAUUUAACGACGGUGAAAAAGUUCAUACCUUUGGAUGUGUCUCUGGAUAUCUUUGUGAACAUUUUUCUGACUUGAAGCUCCUGCCUGAUAAUAGCAAGUUUAUUCAUCCACCAAAAUGUUGUAAAGGCAGCUUCUGUAACUCAGCCUGGUCUGUCAAACUGAAUGUGAUGACUCUGCUGUUUGGACUCACUACCCUUAUCUUCUAUUAGAACAAAGAGAAACUAACAGAAUAGCCCAACUGUAGUGUGUGUGAAUAAGC
Messenger RNA from Scomber scombrus (Atlantic mackerel), 854 nucleotides. RefSeq lists its product as uncharacterized. The transcript is spliced from 5 exons. NCBI's taxonomy places the organism in Eukaryota, Metazoa, Chordata, Actinopteri, Scombriformes, Scombridae. The record is from RefSeq and is a predicted model, not a curated record. Bases 1 to 804 code for a protein of 267 amino acids.